Myotis daubentonii (Daubenton's bat) is the source of this 2528-nucleotide messenger RNA. RefSeq names its product zinc finger protein 14-like. Gene Ontology annotation, molecular function: DNA-binding transcription factor activity, RNA polymerase II-specific. Gene Ontology annotation, biological process: regulation of transcription by RNA polymerase II. The transcript is spliced from 2 exons. The record is from RefSeq and is a predicted model, not a curated record. Gene Ontology annotation, cellular component: nucleus. Bases 1 to 1347 code for a protein of 448 amino acids. Lineage: Eukaryota; Metazoa; Chordata; Mammalia; Chiroptera; Vespertilionidae.
AUGGAGGAGUGGGCUUUCCUGGAUCCAAACCAGAAAAAACUCUACACAGAUGUGAUGCAGGAAACCUUCUGGAACCUGGCAUCAGAAUAUGAAGAAAACGAUGAUAAAUGUAAGGAACCUGAGAAAGCUUUCAAGCAUCACCAACAUAUUCAAAGCCAUGAAGGCAGCCCCAGUGGGAAAGCUUUCCACUAUUCAGCUUCCCUUAGAAAUAAUGAAAGAACACAUAUUGGUGGGAAACUGUAUGAGUGUAAGCAAUGUGGGAAAGGCUUUAGUCAUCUUAGUUACUUUAAACUUCACAAAAACACUCAUAGUGGCGAGAAACAAUGUCAAAGUAAGCAACGUGGCAAAGCUUUCAGUACUCCCAAGGACUCUGGAGAAAAUGAAAGAACACAUACUGCAGAAAAGCCCUAUCAAUGUAAGAAAUCUGGUAAAGCUUUCAGUUCCACUUCUCUUAGAAAUCAUGAAAGAACACAUACUGGCAAGAAACCUUAUGAAUGUAAGCAAUGUGGGAAAGUCUUCAGUUUGCUCAGUUCUCUUAGAAAUCAUAAAAGAAGUCAUGAAGAAAAGAAGCCUCAUGAAUGUAAGGAAUGUGGUAAAGCAUUCCGUCAUUGCUGUUCCCUUCGAAAGCAUGAAGUAACUCAUACUGGGGAAAAACCCUAUGAAUGUAAGCUUUGUGAAAAAGUUUUCUCUUCUUCAGUUGCCCGUCGACGUCAUGAAAGAACUCAUACUGGGGUAAAAUGCUAUGAAUGUAAGCAUUGUGGUAAAGGUUUCUAUUAUCAAUCUUCUCUCCUAGAUCAUGAAAGAACUCAUACUAGGGAAAAACCCUAUGAAUGUAAGCUUUGUGGUAAACUUUUCUCUCAUUCAACUUCCCUCCAAUAUCAUAAAAGAACUCAUACUGGGGAAAAACCCUAUGAAUGUAAGCAAUGUGGGAAAGCCUUCAGUUCUCCCAGCUCUCUUGGGAAACAUAAAAAAAGUCAUAAUGGAAAGAAGCCUUAUGAAUGUAAGGAAUGUGGUAAAACAUUUCAUCAUCACUAUUCCCUUAAAAAUCAUGAAAGAACUCAUACUGGGAUAAAGCCCUAUGAAUGUAAGCAAUGUGGGAAAGUCUUCACUUGGCUCAGCUCUCUUGGAAAACAUAAAAGAAGUCAUGAUGGGAAGAAGCCUCAUGAAUGUAAGGAAUGUGGCAAAACUUUCCUUUAUCCUGCUUUCCUUAGAAUUCAUGAAAGAGUGCAUACUGGGGAAAAACCCUAUGAAUGUAGCCAUUGUGGUAAAGCUUUCUCUUAUCCAACUUCCCUCCGAUGUCAUGAAAGAACUCAUGAUAAGGAAAAACCCUAUGAACGUAAGCUGUGAGGGAAAGCCUUUAUUCAUCCCAGUUCCCUUCAAAAUCACAAAAACUCUUAGUAGUGGAGAGAAAUAAUAAGGAAUGAAAGAACUCACACUGAAAAUAAGCUCUGUCAUGUAAAGAUUGUAGAAAAGCCUUUGACCAUCCUAGUUUUGUUUAGUUUUGUUUUUUAAUACACACCUGAGAAUAUUUUUCCAUGGAGAUAUUGGAAGUCAGAGAGAAAGACAGAGAGCACAUCAAUUGGUUGCCUACUGCAUGCGACCAGACAUGAAAACACACAGUGGAGAAAAGCUCAAUAAAUGUAAGGAAUGUGGUAAAGCUUUCAGUUUCUGCAAGUCUCUUAGAAAGCAUGGAAGAACACAUACUAGGGAAAAACCUUAAGAAUGUAAGCAAUGUGCAAAAACCUUCCAUUGGAUGUCACAUGUUUGAAGACAUAGAAGAAUUCAUAAUGGAAAGAAGCCUCAUAAAUAAGGAAUGAAGUAAACCUUUUUGUUAUCCUUUCUCUUAAAUAUCAUGAAAUGUAUACUGGGAAGAAACCCUAUGAAUGCAAAAAAUGUGGGAUAACCUACAGUCAUCUCAGAUCCUUUCAAAUUCACAAAAAUUCUCAUAGUGGAGAGAAACCAUAGCAAUGUAAGGAACGUUGUAAAGCCUUCAGGAUCCAACUAGUUUUUACAGACAUGUGAAAACAAAAAUGUAUUGAUAAACACUGUUAAUGUAAAGAAUAGCAAAGAGCCUUCAUUUAUCUCCAGCUGUGCCAUCAUAUAUGAUUAUCCAUAUUGGGGAUGGACCCUAGAAAUGUAAGAGUUUUAGAAAGCAUUCAUUUCUUCCAGUUUAUUGUAAAGGAUAACAGAACUCACUGAAGAGAAGCCCUGUCAUGUAAAGAUUGUAGAAGAGCCUUUGGCCAUCCUAGUUCUUUACAAAGUCAUGGAGGGACUCACACCCAAGAGUAAGUAUAUGAACAUAAGCAAUGCGGGAGAGCCUUUCUUGGACAUGUGAGAAUGCACCUGGAGAAAUAGUGUAUACAUAUAGAGAAGGUGGGAAAGCCUUCCGCUGUCCCUUUUCCUUGGAAAGGUCAUGAAAAAACUCAAAAGUGUAAAAAUGUAUUGAAUGUAAAAAUGUAGGAAAACUUUCAUGUUGCCUCAUAUACCUACAAUACCAUGUGAGAAUGUACACUGUAUAAUUAACAACU